Messenger RNA from Pseudoliparis swirei, 2104 nucleotides. It is a transcript of the gene ube2ka, whose product is annotated as ubiquitin-conjugating enzyme E2Ka (UBC1 homolog, yeast). Gene Ontology annotation, molecular function: ubiquitin conjugating enzyme activity; protein binding. Gene Ontology annotation, cellular component: nucleus. The coding region runs from base 272 to 874 and encodes 200 amino acids. Lineage: Eukaryota; Metazoa; Chordata; Actinopteri; Perciformes; Liparidae. The transcript is spliced from 7 exons. The record is from RefSeq and is a predicted model, not a curated record. Gene Ontology annotation, biological process: proteasome-mediated ubiquitin-dependent protein catabolic process; protein polyubiquitination.
CUCUCUCUCCUCCAGACUGCAUGCAGUUUGGUAUUAAAAUGUUUCCAGUACAACCGACCAUUGUGUUGUGACACAUUUGAGAUGAUAGAUGCACGUUCAGCUAUUUUAACAAAUCACAGCACCAGAUUGAUAACCGGGACUGUCGGCGCUCGCGGCGAACAACGUUGCAGCUGUUAAUUUGGAAGGUUGUAUCCCCAACAAAAGUGCAGAGCUCCCGUCGGCAGGACGAGCUAGCUCGCGAGGCCCCAACCGGACGGGACCACGGGGAACCAUGGCCAACAUCGCAGUUCAGAGGAUAAAACGGGAAUUCAAGGAGGUGCUCAAGAGUGAAGAGACGAGCAAAAACCAGAUCAAGGUGGAUCUGGUGGAUGAGAACUUCACAGAACUUAAAGGGGAGAUUGCAGGGCCACCUGACACACCGUAUGAAGGAGGUAGAUAUCAACUAGAAAUUAAAAUUCCAGAGACGUAUCCAUUCAAUCCACCAAAGGUGCGGUUUAUCACAAAGAUCUGGCAUCCCAACAUCAGCUCAGUCACAGGUGCAAUAUGUCUUGACAUUCUCAAAGACCAAUGGGCAGCAGCGAUGACCCUGAGGACCGUCCUCCUGUCGCUACAAGCCUUAUUGGCAGCUGCAGAACCAGAUGAUCCACAAGACGCGGUGGUAGCCAAUCAGUACAAGCAGAACCCCGAGAUGUUCAAACAGACAGCGAGACUCUGGUCUCAUGUCUAUGCAGGCGCUCCCAUCUCAAGUCUGGAGUACAUGCGCAAGAUAAACAAACUCUGUUCCAUGGGCUUUGAAAAAAAUGCAGUAAUAGUGGCGUUGUCGUCGAAAUCCUGGGACGUGGAGACAGCAACAGAGCUACUGCUCAGUAACUGAAUCUUGACACCCUCUUCAUCUUCUUGAUUCCCCCCCCUCCCACGCACACACGCAUACAUACACACACACCCUCUCUUCUUAAUUCCUGCUGUCCCAAGGCGUCGUUUCUCCAGUUGCACCCCCACCACUCCCCUGUUAUCCCCUCUGUGUGGCAUCUCCCUGAUCGUCACCUCUGCUGUACUACACUCCAAUCAGUCGCUCUGUGAGCUCUUACCUCUGGUUUCUUUAAGUUCAUUCAACAUUCCACUCAUUGAUGCAAUCAGAACUUCAGCCACAUCCUCACCCCCUUUUGAAGCAAAUGUCGGACUUAAGACCCGCUCCCUCCCGCCACUUACCCAGCUUUUCUGGUUGUUUCCAAGAAGCGGCUGUCAGCGGCUUAUCCUUGCCUAUGCAGUGCAUUUACUUUCAUUCGGGAAAACCUUUUGUAGGAGCAAGUCAAGCAUUUCAAGAAGGUUCUUUUGGACCUGAUCAUGAUUUUUUUACACUUUUCCAGACAGUUUUCUCAACGGGGAUUGAGCCGUGUCCUAGACAAAACACAUUUUUAAAUUGGUAUUUCUUUUGUCAUUCUAUUGCGCGGUAUCCAAUAUCACUUGAUCACUCAUUUCAAUCACGAUCAACAUUUUGAGAGUACUCUAAAUUGACAAAUACAAAUUACAUUUUGGGAUCCUUCUGAAUCAUUAUCUUGUGCCAUUACUGGGAUUUUUUUUGAGGGCACUAUAAUCUUUUCAGGUAAAAUGUGGACAUUCAAAUGAAUUUGGUAAAGUGAAUAUAGUGCACUGGGAAGCGAACAUGGAGUUAUACAGACACCGUGUCGGAAGAGGCUUAUUCCCUGUUCAGGAACCCGCUGGUUAAGUGUCACUGAUGUGUUCACAUCGUAGCCAUACUCAUUUUCCUGCCAUGUUCCAACUCUCUGACGAACCCAAAGCCAAAAGGCCCAGCUACAAUCCCCACACCUGCUCUGGACAUGGCUUACUUCUCCUGUCCCUUUCACCCACAUUUUAUUAAUUUUUAUUUGCUUUUGCCCCUUUUGCAGGAAUACAUUUGGAUUCUUGUUUUUAAACUGAAAGAAAGAAAAACAUGUUCUGAAGUAAUACAACCCGUCAUGAGUCUGUAUGGAAAGAUAAUUCAAAAUGAGUUUGAAAAAUAUUGCAUCAUCUUAACUACGCCAACAGAUAAAUAUGUCAACAUGAGUAAUCUGUAAAUAAAGAUAUUAAUGUCUGUGUAAAUUAA